UAUCAAGAGAGCAUGGCUCACCUGGGUGAACGUAAAUGGACUCAUGUGUUCCCUUUUCUGGUGGUCUCCCUGGUGUACUCUGCCAGUGCCGAAUACUCCAACUGCGGUGAGAACGAAUACUACAACCAGACCACUGGCAUGUGCCACGACUGCCCCAAGUGCGAGCCAGGCGAAGAGCCUUACAUGACAUGUGGAUACGGCACCAAAGAUGAGGACUACGGCUGCAUCCCCUGCCCUUCGGAGAAGUUUUCCAGAGGAGGUUACCAGAUAUGCAGGCGGCACAAAGACUGCGAGGGGUUUUUUCGAGCCACAGUCAUGACACCUGGUGAUCAGGAGAACGAUGCAGAGUGUGGUCCUUGUCUCCCAGGUUACUACAUGCUGGAAAACAGACCUCGAAACAUAUACGGGAUGGUUUGCUACUCGUGCUUGUUGGCGCCUCCUAACACCAAGGAAUGUGCAGGGGCUACCUCUGGCAUUUCAGCCAUUUUCCCAAGUACCUCUGGCACAAGCACUUUCUCGCCUUACCAGCACGCUCACAAAGCAGAUCUUUCAGGACAAGGACAUCUGGCUACAGCUCUUAUAAUUGCAAUGUCUACCAUCUUCAUAAUGGCUAUUGCCAUUGUUCUCAUCAUCAUGUUUUACAUUGUGAAAACAAAACCUUCUGCUCAAGCCUGUUGCAAGAGCCACUCAGUAAAAAAUGUCGAAGCUCAGGCUAACACACAAGAAGAGAAGAAAGAAGUGCAAGAUAAUGUUGUGAUAUUCUCUGAGAAAGAAGAGUUUGAAAAACUUACAGCAACUCCAGCUAAGGCUGUUAAAAGUGAAAAUGAUGCAUCUUCUGAGAAUGAACGACUUUUAAGCCGUAGUAUGGAUAGUGAUGAAGAAGCUGCAGUUGACAAGCAAGGGACUCCAGAGAGAUGCUUGUUAUCUUUAGUGCAUUUGGCCAGAGAUAAAUCUUCUACAAGCAAUAAAUCAACUGGGAUUCAAAGUCGAAGGAAAAAGAUACUUGACGUGUAUGCUAACGUAUGCGACGUUGCAGAAGGUCUGAGCCCUACAGAGCUGCCAUUUGAUUGCCUGGAGAAGACCAGCCGAAUGCUCAGCUCGACCUACAACACAGAAAAAGCCAUAGUGAAAACGUGGCGCCACCUUGCCGAGAGCUUUGGACUGAAGAGAGAUGAGAUAGGUGGUAUGACAGAUGGCAUGCAGCUAUUUGAUCGCAUCAGCACAGCAGGUUACAGCAUCCCAGAACUGCUAACCAAACUGGUGCAAAUUGAGCGGCUGGAUGCUGUCGAAUCCUUGUGUGCAGAUAUUCUGGAGUGGGCGCAAGCUAUGCCUGCUCCUGAACCGGCAGGGACAUCCUGACACGCCUGCCUGGGACCUGCGCUUCCACAUCACCUGCAAGAACCAUGAUUCCGGCAAGCACCACGUCAAAGACUUUGGACAAAAUACCAUUGAUGUUUCUUCUACAUAAUCGCUCCCGAUAACCAACGGGAAGCUCUUCUCUUUGACUGCUAAAAAAAGUGAAGUUACACAUCUACCAAAACAAGAGCAGAAAUCUCCCAAGAAGCUUGGUAUGAAACACGUCAUUAAACAAAAUGAUCAUGUUAAACAGUUACUGAUAAUAAGUGGACACACAAACAUCCAUUUUGCGGUCUGUGUAUGAGUGUAAGUGCAGAUAACCCUGCUGACACCCUUCCUGCCUGGCCUUCAAGAAAUCCAUUGAAUUGCUGUCUGAAAAUAUUCCUGUCUCUUAGGGCUUCAUUCAACGAUUUAAUAGUUACAGUCAAAAGCAGUACCACAGCUACAGUACCAAUUAAUGCACAUUAGGCACGUACAUUUCUAUCGGCUCUAACACAUUUAAUAUGUAACCAGUUUCAUUUUCUAUACUUACUGUGGGUUUGUUGAAUCUAGAAGUAUGUGCAUAGGUGUAUAUACACAGUCCUCAGAUUACCUAACUAUACUAUGUGAAAAAAGAGUCAACAUAAUUUACAGAUUGAAGUGCUUCAAAACGCUGUACAUAAUGCAUGUAAAUGCACUCCUGGUCCAUACUGACAUUUCAGAAGUUGUAAAUUCACACUGCUGACUUGCUGAGGACAAGCUGGUUAGCAAGUGGGCAGUAAAAGCUGGGAGUCACUCCUUGUAAACUGAGAGCAACAAGUUCUUCUCUUCUUUGCCAUUACAAAAAAAAGAAGCAAUGAAAACAGCUUGUCCACUACCAUGAAAAAUGUAUUUUUCCAGUAGUGACAUCUAUAUAUCAAAUAUUUGAAGCAGAGGAAUUUUGGACAACAGUGGUGCACAUUUGACACUAAGAGCAAAAGGAGUAGAUUUCUUUAGAGACACUUGAAAUGCAGAGGAAAAGGUGUUUUUUAAAUGCUAUACUCUUGUAAAUGUAGACCAUGAGCAUAGAAUCCACAGGUGAAAAUCAACUCCUCUGGAAGGUGAAGCAUUAUUGUGAGUUUGUGUACAACAAAAAUUGACCUUAUUUCCUUCCUUUUAACUGAUUUUCAUGGUUAAAAGUUCUCUAAAACUUAUUCAGACCACAAAUCAGUAGCUGUUACCAAACCUAUUUGCUUAAUUUAUAGCUAAAAUGAGUGAUGACGGAUUGCAACAAGUGCAACCACUAAAUUAAGAGAGGUGUCAGUUACAAACCAAUAUUAAAUUCCAAAAUGCAUGACUGAACAAAAUGCUAUAAAAAAUAUUAACUAUUACCCUGAAGUUAACAGCCAGUAUUCCAUCACUUAGUCACUAGAUCUUAUCUAUGAUAGUAUCAUAAUUGUACGGAACAUUUAGUAUCACCCCUUAACAUCUAUAUUUAGUAUCUUUUCAGCACUUGAUUUGUAUAGCAGAGGAAGUACAUACUGCAACAUAAAACCUAUCCCUCUCAUUAUUCUUCUUCCACCAUUUCUUUCGUAUCA
This is a messenger RNA of Gymnogyps californianus (California condor), 2912 nucleotides long. It is a transcript of the gene EDAR, whose product is annotated as ectodysplasin A receptor. The transcript is spliced from 11 exons. Gene Ontology annotation, cellular component: plasma membrane. Gene Ontology annotation, molecular function: signaling receptor activity. The record is from RefSeq and is a predicted model, not a curated record. The coding region runs from base 13 to 1359 and encodes 448 amino acids. NCBI's taxonomy places the organism in Eukaryota, Metazoa, Chordata, Aves, Accipitriformes, Cathartidae. Gene Ontology annotation, biological process: positive regulation of canonical NF-kappaB signal transduction; positive regulation of JNK cascade.